Messenger RNA from Myodes glareolus (Bank vole), 3732 nucleotides. The record is from RefSeq and is a predicted model, not a curated record. Lineage: Eukaryota; Metazoa; Chordata; Mammalia; Rodentia; Cricetidae.
AAUCAAGUACCAUUGGCCUACUUCCAUCCUUCCAAACUCUCCUUUCUCUCUUCACUCUCGGUUCAAACCAGCUCCAGCCUUUUCCUACCUCUCUGUUUUAGCUCUCUAUUGGCUCUAAGCCAAAAAGGGGGCGGGGCGAGGGCAGGAGGUGAUUGGCUAAGGCAGAGAAGCACCACCCUACUCUUUUCCCUACCGAGCCCUCCCUGACUUAACAGCUGGAAUGAGGAGUAGGGAGGGAAACUAGGAUUGGCUGAGAGUCAGCAGCAGGGUGUGUCCAGGCAGCACAGAUGAAGCAUUUACCUGUCUAGGUAAGUCAGGAGGAGGUCAAAAGAAGAAAACAGUAGGAGCGGCAGCGGUGAGGCAAGCCGUCUCCAUCUCUGCCCUUUGGAGUACAAGAGUAUUCCUUUCUUCUCUUCAGACCCCAACCGAGAGGCCCAGCUUGGGACAUAAUCUUCACUUCCAUUCACUUCCCCUCUGGGGGCCCCCUCACCACCCCUGCCUGCGCCUUGCUUCAGGCGAUGCCCAAGAAGGAGCUUUGGCCAGCAGGGCCUUGCUCAGAACCUGUGACCCACAUCGGCAGCUGUGACCGCAGGAUGAGCACCACCUCCACCCACUCUGGAUCUACUGACACCAGCUACGACUUCUUGUCUGCUGAAGAGAAGGAGUGUCUGCUCUUCCUGGAGAAGACCAUUGGCUCCCUGGAGGCCGAGGCUGACAGUGGACUGUCCACAGACGAGUCAGAGCCAACCACCAGUCCUCGGAGCUUCAGAACACCACCCCUCACCCAGCAGACUCCCCAGGGAAACCCAGACGAGAUAGACUCUCAGCACGUUCCUGCACCAACUAGAGUAUCCCAGUUCUCCGGUCCUCCUGAGUCUCCUAGUCUGGGCCUCAGGUCUGGUUCCUACAGCCUUCCCAGAAACCUCCACCUUGGCAGAAGCCAGAACCGCAGGGAAAGCGCCACCCAGAUUAAUAGCCACAUAUCUGAAACAUCUGAGGUGUUCUUAGCAGAGCCUGAGAAAGGGCAGAGCAGCCAGGACGCUAAGGCCAUCCAGUCACCAGCCCCAUCCCACGACACUGCCCUUGACCUGAACACAGUUCUCAUUCCCCCACCGGAGGCUUUUCAAGACAGUCGACCAAAGCAAAGUGGGGAAGAGAGCCCACCUAAAGAACCAGGAGAGAAGAGACACACACCACAGGCCCAUACUGUGGUCAGCUCCCAGAAGAAAGAGGAAACAUCUUCAGAAACUAUGUCCCACAAAGCCACCGAGCAAGGUUGGACAGAAGGUUCACAACAACCCCAGCAGCCUCCUGACAAGUCAUCUCAGAACACAAGAGCUGAAGAGGCUCCCCUACCAUCAGGGGUCAAGCCAAGUCUCCAACAGGCUCCCCCCACAACCUCAAAGCCCCGUAGGCUGCCUCCCAAUAUCGUAUUGAAGAGCAGCCGAAGCAGUUUCCACAGCCAUCCCCAGAACUGGCUGUCAAAUCACAGCGAGGCCGCAGACUCUGGGCCUGCCCCUUCUUCCCUACAGGAACAAAAGAAAGCCCGCAGAGAAGCUCUGGAAAAGCUAGGCUUGCCCCAGGACCAAGAUGACCCCAGCUUGCUUGUAAAUAAGCGUACUACCUCCCUUAAAGUCAAGGCGCCUCGGGCUCAGAGCCCUUCCCAGGCCCAGGCCACGGUUCAGCAAGCAUCUCCAGCUCUGGUCCCAGGGGCUGCUUCUGCAGCAGGGAAAGCUUCCCCAGUGAAGGCUGCCACUCCUGUGGCCUCUUCAGGCAAGAGCUGGAUUCCUGCCCAGGAAACCCCUCCAGGGAAGGUUGCAGCUGCCAAGUCUCUGCCUAUUCCUAUCCCUAAAGCCUCAAAGGGAAACAGUUCCCUGACACAGCCCAAGCCUGAUCCACGACUGACCCUCCAGGAGAGUAGCAUCCCUGGCCUGAGACAGAUGAACUUCAAGUCCAAUACCCUGGAGCGUUCAGGCGUGGGGUUGAGCAGCUAUCUCUCGGCAGCUGAGAAAGACUCCAAGUGCCAAACCAGUACAUCUCUGGGAAAGAGCCCCGUCUUGGGCAAGGUUUCACCUAGUGUCUUGCGUAAUUCCCGGCCCCGGCCUGCCUCCUUGGGCAUGGGAAAGGACUUUGCGGAAAUCCAGGGGGGCAAGUUGGUUGGCCUGGAGCAGAGCCAGCAUUCCCAGCAGCUGGCCUUCCAAGGGCAGAGCCGUGACAAGCUUCCUCGACCCCCCUGUGUCAGUGUCAAGAUAACCCCAAAGGACAUUCCCGAUGGACACAGGAGGGAGGCCCUAAAGAAGCUGGGACUGCUGAAGGAGUAGCUAGGUCUCCUGCCCAGCCAGCACCAACCCACCCGAAGAGACUGGCUCUCCCUAGAGCCUUUGCGGCCUCACAGCUCAGGGCUGGCGUCUUCCCUGUCUGAGGUGAAGAAGGAAGAGGCUUGAGUCCAAGCAUGUGUUUGUACUCAAAGCAGUUGCGCUGCUGAGUACUUGCAUAGAUCGUUCUAAAGAUGUGUCUCCCAGGAGUGGGAGGGAGGAGGAGAGAGAGAGAAGCCUUCCAUAUCACUGAUACUAUGUAAAGGAGUCACUGUUCAGAGCUCUGUUCCUGGUUGAGAUUUCACAGGCAUAAAGUUCAGCCUGUCCAGAACCGAGUGGAGCCGAGUGGCCAAACCAGAGAAGAGAAGUUGAAUGAGACAGAGGAGGCAGAAAACUUAAAAAGAUGGACGGCGUCGCACACGUGACUACGGUCACAUCAGCUGUGGGAUGAGUUUCCGCAGUAGUGGAGACUCGCUCAUGUCUGCCGUGCCUCUCUCUCUCGGGGUCUUCUGGUAGUGGCCUGAGGCCAAGGGGAGCUGGUCCGGUAUCUCUUUACCCACUGCCUUUCCCUGUCGUUUCUUGCACUGUGGGCUAUAUUCAUGUCUCGAGAUCUCAUAGUUCACUGAUAGCAGGGGCACUCCCUGGUCUGAGAAAGCCGAGUAAUGGGCACCCCACACACUCGUCCAUUUCUACCUGGAAGAAACCAUGUCAUGGGCUCGAAGCAUAAUAAACUGCUGUGGCCUGUGAUUCUGGAGUUCCUGUUCUUCCUGCUUUCUGUCUCCCUGGCUGGUUUCAGGGCAGGUCAACACUGAGCUGGAAGCCCAGCCCAGCGGCUUUAUAAAUACAGAGUGGGUCAUGAAUUUCUCCCUGCUAUUCAAAAGCCUUCAGGUUCCCUGGGGGCUGGAGGGGUGGCUUCAUGGUUAAGGGUGUGUAAGGCUCUUGCAGAGGACCAAGGUUCAGUUCCCAGCGCCCAUUCACAACUGCCUAUAACUCCGUUUUCAGCUCCAGAGCACCCAGCACCCUUUUCCGGGUCCCAGGAACCCCUGCACUCACACACACUCAUACACAGACAUACGCUCAUGUAACUAAAAAAAUGAGGUUUUUUGGGAAAGUUUUCAGGUUUCCUCAGUUCCAACGAUGGAAACCCACACACACAGAGAGACUAUUAGAAUGGAAGGAAAUCUCAGAAGAGCUCCCUCCAGCCUCCUGAGAAAGGAGAGUCAUUCUGUCAUUUAGUAACAUCGUUGAAGCUGGACCCCAGGACUUGAAAUUCACACAUGAACAGCUCACCUGCUGCAGUGUCCUGUCAGCCAGAUUGCCUCUCCGUACUGCUGUCACUGCCUCCUUAACCAGGGUUCUUGUACCUUGUCUUUCUCAGAGACUCAGCACCUUCCAAAACACCAGGAUGCUGGUUUUU